Molecule: messenger RNA, 1283 nt
Organism: Lotus japonicus
Lineage: Eukaryota; Viridiplantae; Streptophyta; Magnoliopsida; Fabales; Fabaceae
Product: probable membrane-associated kinase regulator 4
Exons: 1
Coding region: 110-1180 (356 amino acids)
Cellular component (GO): plasma membrane
Molecular function (GO): kinase inhibitor activity
Source: RefSeq, a predicted model, not a curated record
AAAAGAAGUAACACUCUUCACUUCUCUAUAUUAAAAGCUUCGCUACCAUCAUUUGCUAUCCAACAUAGGAAGAAGCCUAAUAUCUGAGUGGUGUACCUGAAAGAGUGAAAUGGCUGCAACACUUCUAACAUGUGACGUUGCAGAUGAUGAUUACAUUGACAUGGAAGUGAGCUCAUUCUCCAACUUGUGUCAUUCUGUAACCUCUCAUCAUCUACAACAUGGAGAAUUUGAGUUCCACAUGUCCUCCAUUGUUCCAGAAAAAGAAGCAAUAACUUCCCCAGCUGACGAGCUUUUCUACAAAGGAAAGCUCCUCCCUCUUCACCUUCCCCCAAGGCUACAAAUGGUUGAAAAACUCCUUCAAAACUCAAACUCUCCUUUUGAAGAGGAGAAAAAUGUUUUUGAAGAGUACUAUAGCACCCCAUUAGCCACUACUACCUACACAACACCAACCACAGGAACCCCAUUUGAAUCCUGCAAUAUCUCCCCAUCAGAUUCUUGCCAAGUUAGCAGAGAACUAAAGCCAGAAGAGUAUUAUAGCCUUGAUUACCUAGAAGAUACAACAAGUGGAUUUGUUGUUGAAAACCAGAAGAAGUCAUGGACCAAGAAACUGAAGCAGUCUUCACUCGGUUCAAAGUUGAAGGCUUCAAGGGCUUAUCUCAAGUCUUGGUUUGGAAAAUCUGGUUGCUCAUAUGAAACCUAUGCAACCUCAACAAAAGUUGCUGAUGAAGGUUCAGUUUCAAAGGCCAGGGAAAUUUUAAAUAAGCAAGCACAAGUGGUGAAGAAAAACCCAUAUGGUCAAAUUCAAAGGCAAAGAUACCAGCCCUCCAAUUCUAACAUGAGAAGCUACAAAGAAAAGACCAGUGAAGAUAGAAGUAACCAUCAUAGAAGGUCUUUCUCAGUUGGCAUCAAAUUGCUUUCAGGAAACAAGUCAUCAUCAUCACCUUCUUCCCUGUUAGGUUCAUCAUCAUUUUCACUUUCAAACAAAUCAUAUGGAUGUCAAAGUCUCAAAAGGUGCAGCAGUGUAAAUUCAGAGAUAGAAAAUUCAAUCCAGGGAGCAAUUGCACACUGCAAGAAGUCCCAGCAGAAGAAGAAUGCAAGUGAAGUAGGACUCUACUCAUUGCCUGAAUCCAGGAACUCAGUUUGUGAGGAUCAAGAAAGAGUAGUGCUUUGUAGGGGUUGAUAGCUAGGGAAUUAAAAAGUAGCUUUAUAACAUAUUUGGAUCAACUUCUUUUUCCUCAGAAUCAAUUCUAGCACGCAGAAGCUACUCAAAGAAGCUUCUCUCC